UUUACAUCUAUUCCAGUAUACUUUUUUAUUUUCUUGUCAUCUUCCCAGUUAUUUCCCUUAAUUUCUUUUAUCAAGAACCAACAAUUGGUAUCAAGAACCAUCUUCUUAAGGGACCUAAGUAAAAUCUUUUCUUGAGUGAGAUGGAGACUGAAAUGAGCUUUUCUCAAUUGGCUCCUCCAGUCUUUGAUAGUGAAAAUUACCAACUGUGGGCAGUGAGAAUGGAGACUAACUUGGAGGCUUUAGAUCUUUGGGAGGCCGUGGAAGAGGAUUAUGAUGUUCUUCCGCUGCCUAACAAUCCCACCAUGGCCCGGAUCAAGAGUCACAAGGAAAAGAAAACCAAGAAAUCAAAGGCAAAAGCAACUUUGUUUGCUGGUGUGUCUGCAACAAUUUUUACGAGAGUUAUGGCUCUCAAAUCAGCAAAAGAAAUAUGGGAUUAUCUGAAGGGAGAAUAUACAGGAGAUGAAAGAAUACGAGGCAUGAAGGUGUUGAAUUUAAUAAGGGAAUUCGAGUUGCAAAAAAUGAAGGAAUCUGAGACUGUCAAAGAAUACUCAGAUCGGUUGCUUGGCAUUGUUAACAAGGCACAAGAGCAAAGGAUGCUUAUGAGGCAAGAUGGUAUGGUUGAAGGAGCCCUGGCAGCCAACCACAAAACUCAAAGCAAGGGUAAUAAUGUUAAAAAAAAUUACCCGCCUUGUCAGCACUGUGGCAAAAAAGGUCAUCCACCAUUCAAAUGUUGGAAGAGGCCAGAUGCAAAGUGCAAAAUUUGCAACCAACUUGGUCAUGAAGCUGUAAUUUGCAAAGGCAAAUAUCAAAAGCAUGAAGCAGAUGCCCAAGUCGCCAAUGAAGAAGAAGAUCACUUGUUUGUGGCAACUAUUCUUUCAACCAAAAAAUCUGAUUUUUGGUUAAUUGACAGUGGUUGUACAAACCACAUGACAUAUGACAGAAAUCUUUUCAAAGAGUUCACGUCUAUAGGAAAUAAGAAAGUCAGAAUUGAAAAUAGUGAUUAUAUUCUUGCUAAAAGAAAAGGAACUGUUGCAAUCCCAACAAAUUCAGGUACUAAGAAAAUUUCAGAUGUUCUUUAUGUUCCUGAUAUUGAUCAAAAUUUAUUAAGUGUUGGACAGCUAAUAGAAAAAGGAUUUAAAGUAUCCUUUGAAGAUAAAUAUUAUUUCAUUUAUGAUGCAACUGGACUUGAGAUUUUAAGGGUUAAAAUGAGAGGUAAAAACUUCUCAUUUGAUCCAACCGAAGAUGAAGAAUGGAGGCCAAAGAAUCUACAAAGUGCAGAUAAUCCUCCAAAAGAGGACAUAUGUGAAAAUGAGACAAAGAAGUUGUCAAUAUUUCAGAAAAACAAAAUUUGGAAGAAAGUUGACAAGCCUCAAGGCAAAAUGCAAAUGUGGAAGAAAGUUGACAAGCCUCAAGUCAAAAUGAAGCCGAAAAAAGAGCCAACUUAUUUCAUUGACAAUCAUGAGAUGCAGCAAAAUAGAAAAUUGAACUCAAUUUACUGCAAGUCCAAAGAUCAGUUGGCAGAUUUACGUACAAAGUCGCUUCAAGUUAAAGGUUUACAAGGCAUAAAUUCAGAAUUUGCAGCUUCAAAAGCAAGGAGGAGUGUUAGAAAUAUGCUUUAGAAGCUGAAAAUAGUAAAAUUAUGUUACUGUUUCAGCUAUUUACUGCAGUAAUUUAGUUUGAAUUUGAAAUAAUUUUGAACUAGUCUUUAGGAGUGAACUAGUCUCUAGGAGUUAGUUAUUUUCAGCAUAUUUUAUGCUGAUUUUUAGGUCUUUUAAGUCCAAAUGCAGUAAAAUAACAUAGUAUUUCAGCUUCAGUUCCUUUUACAUCUAUUCUAGUAUACUUUUUUAUUUUCUUGCCAUCUUCCCAGUUAUUUCCCUUAAUUUCUUUUAUCAAGAACCAACAGUGUUGCAUUAAGGUAGUCUUCCUUUUAUCUACAGGCACCCCGCAAAAUAGUACUAAGCAUUGUUUUUUUAACUCUUGUAACGAAUUCGUAGCAUAACAUUCUUUGGAUACUUCUGAAUGUAUCACUAAUCCAGAUUCUGAAAUGAGAACUAGCCUGCCAAUAAGUAAAUGCUUUUUAGGUCUUUUAAGUCCAAAUGCAGUAAAAUGCAGUAAAAUAACAUAGUAUUUCAGCUUCAGUUCCUUUUACAUCUAUUCUAGUAUAUUUUUUUAUUUUCUUGCCAUCUUCCCAGUUAUUUCCCUUAAUUUCUUUUAUCAAGAACCAACAGUGUUGCAUUAAGGUAGUCUUCCUUUUAUCUACAGGCACCCCCCAAAAUAGUACUAAGCAUUGUUUUUUUAACUCUUGUAACGAAUUCGUAGCAUAACAUUCUUUGGAUACUUCUGAAUGUAUCACUAAUCCAGAUUCUGAAAUGAGAACUAGCCUGCCAAUA
This is a messenger RNA of Nicotiana attenuata, 2390 nucleotides long. RefSeq lists its product as uncharacterized. The record is from RefSeq and is a predicted model, not a curated record. The coding region runs from base 141 to 1619 and encodes 492 amino acids. Gene Ontology annotation, molecular function: zinc ion binding; nucleic acid binding. Lineage: Eukaryota; Viridiplantae; Streptophyta; Magnoliopsida; Solanales; Solanaceae. The transcript has 2 exons.